CUAAUCUAACAACACCACCUUGUAUGAAAACGCCUUGGGUUAAUGUGUGCACAAUUGUUUUUGUGUGUUUUAGGCCAUUAACCGUAUAAACAAAACCGUCAUUGUGAAUACCAACACUACAGGAUUUUUCGGCAAAAUAUUAUCCCUGCAGGACUUUGUGAAAUACUUCAACUAUACUGUGCUUUAACUAAAAAGAAAUUAUUCAUAAUUAAAUACACUGAUAAAAUGGCUUGCCGAUUGUGCUUAAAAAAACCGGGAGAUUUUUUGGAAAUCUUCAAAGAAAGUGGUGAAUUAGUUGAAGGGGGUGCCAAAGAAAUUAUAGAGAAAUACUUCCAAAUUCAGAUUACAUUCAACGAUGAAAUCUCAAAUAAAAUUUGUUUGGUUUGCUGGCGUUAUCUAAACGAAUUCCACAGAUUUUGGUUGAACAUUAAAGAGAAGCAACAAACACUGCAAAUCGUUUUUGAUUGUAUGAAGAUUAAACGCGAAGCGUCGAAAGACAGUGCCUAUGAAAUAAAUUCAACAUUUGAUGGAAAAAAUAAUAUAUUGUGUGAACCUGAGUUAAUCAUAGAUGAUAUUAAGGGGGAACCGAAUUUAGCUGGGGAUUUUGAUGAUAGUAUGAAUGAAGAUUCGUCAUUGCUGCUUCCAAAAAGUUCCGAUGAAAAAACUACACGUGGAAGUUGGGACAAUACUAGACAGCUGCAUACUGAAAUCCAAGAACUAAAGAGCAUUGUUGAAAACCAAAACAUGAUGAUUAUGGGAGAAUUGACAACUCACAAUGUUUUAUUAAAUCAACUUUUGCACCAAGAAUCCAUCACAGAUGACGUCAUUCAAGUCUUCCCUUUAAAAUCUUUGGAGGAUGUAGAUAAAAUUAACAUAGAACUAUCUGGGCCAAACAAAGCAGUUUAUGCAAAAGCAAUAAAGUCACUAUUAAAGGGAAAGCUGACAAAAAAAUUGGAUACUGUAAUGUCUAUGGACCUAAUAAUAUCAUUUAAUAUAGAUGGAGUUCACGGAAAACAGAGUUUGAAAGAAUAUAGAAAUUUUUUCGAAAUUUUGUUAGAUGCGAUCGAUGCCGCUGACCCUGUGCAAGAACUUCGAACAGCAUUAUCCGUAGUAAAAAAACGAUACUUUCACAAAAUUUGCAUCCAGAAAGCAGCAGCUAAAGCAAAACCAACACAGUAGUAUCAUCGAAUCAAUAUUGCCAGUUCUUUUUUGCCGGUUGUUUCAGGAUCUGAGUUUUUACCUAUGCUUAUGUAAACAUAAUAUACUUAAAUAUAAGUAAUUAUAUUAUAUUUUCUCAAAACAAGUCAAUUAAGAAAAUUUAAAGAAUGAACGGACUUUCAGCAACGUCAUACUUGCACUUUACUAUACUAAAAUUUAAUGGGAUAUAAAAUAGCAAAGACUGUGAAGAUAUAAAAAAGUCACUGUACGCACAAUAAAACCAAAUAUUAUUAAUUAAAUUAUUCCUUACAAAUAGAGCUCGGAAUCUCAUCCAAAUGCAUGUUUUUAUUGGGCAUCAUCAAAUGGAAAUGGUCUUUACGAAUCAUGAAAUUUCCUUUAAAAUGGCAUUCAAUCGUUAGUGCAUAUUUUGCAAAAAGUACCUGUUUAUGCAUAUUCUUUGCGCAUAUUUUAAUAUAUUUUACAAUAAAUGCAUAUGACUUUUGCAUAUUUUUAUUUAUUUUUGUUUAUUUACAACCAAUUAAAUUUAGUGCGAAACCUCUUGACAAAAAAUUGUCUAUAAUUUUACCAAAUAUGCAUCUAACCACUGUAUUAAACUGUCAAUAUUUUUGUUUACACAAGAUCAUCAUACAGUUUCAUAAGUAAAGUAACUCUUCUUCUUACCGUUUUUCCUGGCAGGCUGUAGGUGUGUUUUUGGUUAGUGUAUUGGUGUUUUCGGUUCAAUGUGUUAGUGUAUUUUGAAUAAAUUGUAAUAGAAAUGGAAGAAAUUAUAAUAGAAAUGAAAGAAAUUGUAAAAGAUA
Molecule: messenger RNA, 1976 nt
Organism: Rhagoletis pomonella (apple maggot)
Lineage: Eukaryota; Metazoa; Arthropoda; Insecta; Diptera; Tephritidae
Exons: 6
Coding region: 226-1179 (317 amino acids)
Cellular component (GO): nucleus
Molecular function (GO): zinc ion binding
Source: RefSeq, a predicted model, not a curated record